This is a messenger RNA of Saccharomycodes ludwigii, 1554 nucleotides long. It is a transcript of the gene RVS167, whose product is annotated as amphiphysin. Gene Ontology annotation, biological process: plasma membrane tubulation; actin cortical patch localization; endocytosis. The record is from RefSeq and is a predicted model, not a curated record. The transcript has a single exon. Gene Ontology annotation, cellular component: medial cortex; mating projection tip; Rvs161p-Rvs167p complex. NCBI's taxonomy places the organism in Eukaryota, Fungi, Ascomycota, Saccharomycetes, Saccharomycodales, Saccharomycodaceae. The coding region runs from base 1 to 1554 and encodes 517 amino acids. Gene Ontology annotation, molecular function: protein binding; lipid binding.
AUGAGUUUUAAAGGGUUUACAAAAGCUAUUACAAGAGCCCCUCAGCAAUUUCGUCAAAAAAUGCAUAUGGGUCAUGUAACAAGUGACCCAGUGUAUGAAGACGCUGAACGUAGAUUUAAAGAAAUAGAACUGGAAACCAAAAAAUUAAGUGAAGAAAGUAAAAGAUAUUCUAAUGCAGUUAAUGGAAUGUUAAACCACCAAAUUGGUUUUUCUAAAGCUAUAGAAGAAAUAUAUAAGCCAAUCAGUGGGAAGAUGAGUGACCCUAAUUCUACGGUUCCUGAAGAUAAUCCUGAGGGUAUUGAUGCUUGUGUUCAAUAUAGAGAAAUUGUUGCCGAUUUACAAAAAACAUUGAAGCCAGAUUUAGAUUUGAUUGAUGAAAAAAUUGUCAAGCCAGCUCAAGAACUAUUGCGUAUUGUCAACGGGAUUAGAAAAAUGGCCACUAAAAGAGCACAUAAACAACUAGAUUUGGAUAGACGUUUAAAUACGGUCAAGAAAUAUGAGGAGAAAAAGGAGCCAUCUGCCAAAGAUGAGGAAAGACUAUACAAAGCACAAUGUGAAGUUGAAGCUGCACAACAAGAAUUUGAUUAUUACAAUGACAUAAUGAAGGUCCAAUUACCCGAAUUAUUUUCAUUGCAGAAUGAAUUUUUAAAGCCAAUGUUUGUUUCAUUUUACUACAUGCAAUUGAAUAUUUUUUAUACUUUAUACACAAAAUUCCAGGAUUUACAAAUUCCAUAUUUUGACUUAGAAAGUGACAUUUUAGAAGCUUUCCAGGCUAAAAGAGGUAAUGUCGAGGAACAAGCAGACGCUCUAUCUAUAACUCACUUUAAAUUGGGCUAUUCAAAGGCCAAGUUGGAAAUGACGAGAAGAAGAUUUGGUAAAGAUAGCGAAAUGGCUUCUCCGAACUCACCACUUUCUCCCGGGUAUACCGGUUUAAACGAAGAGGGUGGGUAUCCUGCUGCUGGUACUGCUCCUACUUACGGUGGUGCUCCUGUUUAUGCAGGUGCUGCUGGCACUGCGCCACAAGGUUAUCCUGGCACUGCACCACAAGGUUAUCCUGGUACUGCACCACAAGGUUAUCCUGGCACCACACCACAAGGUUAUCCCAAUGAAAAGGCUUAUUAUCAACCUCAACAGCCGGCUGCUGGUGCUUUACCAGGAUACGGUGGUAUUCCUCCUGCUACUGCUGCUGCCGCUGUUACUGCUGCCAAUCCUGCUACACCACAAGGGUAUCCCAAUGAAAAGGCAUAUUAUCAACCUCAACAACCAGCAGCUGGUGCUGUCCCAGGAUAUACUGGUGCACCAGCCGGUGUAGCUGCUACUGCUGCUGUUGCACCACCUGCCUAUAGCUCUCCAGCCUCACCAUCUGCUCCAGCGGGUGAAACUUGUACUGCAUUGUAUGAAUAUCAGGCGCAAGCUCAAGGUGAUUUAAGCUUUCCAGCAGGUGCCGUUAUCCAAAUUAUACAAAAAACGGCAGAUGCAAAUGAAUGGUGGACUGGUACUUAUAACGGACAAACUGGUGUUUUUCCAGGUAAUUAUGUUCAAUUGAAUAAUUAA